AUGCGAGCCUCACAGACUUGGGGCCUUGCCCUGAGUCUCCUGAACGGCGUUAUUGCCAAGAACAUCUACGUCUCCCCAGCAGGCAAAGGCUCAGGUACGCUCGAAAGCCCCUACGGAUCUAUCCAGAGUGCCGUCAACGCCGCUGCCGCUGGCGACACCAUUUUCCUUCGAGGAGGCACAUAUGCGCCGUCUGCCAAUAUCCAAAUCAGCAAGAGUGGAACCAGGACAGCUCCCAUCUCCGUUCGGCCGUACCAGAAUGAGAAGGUCAUCAUCGAUGGGGAGAACAUGCCUGGAACGCCAAAGGCGCUCAACGAAGCACUUCCCAAUGCUGAGCGAGGCAUCUUCCACAUUCAAAACGCCCAGUACUGGGCGUUCUACAAUCUUGAGCUGAUCAACGGGCCAUACGGGAUCUACGCCCGUGAUGCUUCUCACAACUACUACGAAGGGCUCUCGACGCACGACAACUACGAGACGGGCUUCCAACUCGAGGGCGCCUCGUCGAACAACACGGUCCUGAACCUCGACUCGUACCGGAACCGGGACCCGCGCAAGAACGGAGAGAGCGCCGACGGCUUCGCCUGCAAGAGCGGCUCGGGCGAGGGCAACGUGCUCCGCAACGCCCGGCUCUGGGACAACGUCGACGACGGCCUCGACCUGUUCAUGUUUGGCUCGCCCGUCGUGCUGGAGGAGGUCUACGCCUGGGGCAACGGGUACAACCGGUGGGGGUUCGCGCCGUUCGAGGGCGACGGCAACGGCUUCAAGCUGGGCAUCACGGGCAACCCGCCCGCCAACCACGUCGUCCGCAACUGCAUGGCGUUUUCCAACCUGAAGAAGGGCUUCAUCGACAACGGCAACCCAGGCUCGCUGACCAUGGAGCGUAAUACAGCCUGGAAUAAUGGGGAUUUGGGCUUCCACAUGCGCAGCUCGUCGUCCACCCUGCGGGCCAACAUUGCCGUAUCCAACGCCGGGAGCUCGCAGGUCAGUCUCGUCAGCUCCGUCAAGGCGUCAGGCAACUCCUGGCAGUCGGGCUCCUGGUCCAACAGCUCGUUCGCCAGCAGAGAUCCUGCCACGCUCAAGGGCGCCCGCGGCUCGGAUUGCAAGGUUCGGCCGAGCAACUUUCUGCUGCCCACGUCGGGCGCUGCCAUUGGGGCGACUACGCAGCAGGAGGUUUGA
Messenger RNA from Parathielavia appendiculata, 1173 nucleotides. RefSeq names its product polysaccharide lyase family 9 protein. Lineage: Eukaryota; Fungi; Ascomycota; Sordariomycetes; Sordariales; Chaetomiaceae. Gene Ontology annotation, molecular function: carbon-oxygen lyase activity, acting on polysaccharides. The record is from RefSeq and is a predicted model, not a curated record. The coding region runs from base 1 to 1173 and encodes 390 amino acids. Gene Ontology annotation, cellular component: extracellular region. The transcript has 3 exons.